Messenger RNA from Aspergillus campestris IBT 28561, 441 nucleotides. RefSeq lists its product as uncharacterized. The record is from RefSeq and is a predicted model, not a curated record. The transcript has a single exon. NCBI's taxonomy places the organism in Eukaryota, Fungi, Ascomycota, Eurotiomycetes, Eurotiales, Aspergillaceae. The coding region runs from base 177 to 428 and encodes 83 amino acids.
GUUUGGAAUCUCCCCCCCCAAAUGCUCCAGCCCCUCAGUCUCCAGUCUCCAUCUCCAGUCUCCAGUCUUCAGACUCUGAUAGGUCUGCAUGAAGAGCCUAUAAAAAGACCAGACUCUUUUAACCCACGACCCGGUAUGAAUGACCGUCCCCUCUUCGGGGAUCAGUGGCCAGUCAGAUGGGACCAAGGCUCAAGGCUCCGGUGGGCGAUUUGACCCUCAUUACCCCUGGAUCCGCCCUGUUGUGGACUGGUGGUCCCCUGGUCCGUCCUGAACUAAACCAGCCUCCGACGCGUCUAACCGGAAUCAUCUACUUACUUGUACUUACUAUUCAUGGAGACCCAACCCUGGAUUUUUCUGGUUGUCUGGUUGAUCGUAUCCCCUAUGGAGUGAUGGUACCUGGAAGAUUUUACUUGUUCCUUCUUAUUUGAAUCUACAUUAACC